Cuscuta campestris is the source of this 1661-nucleotide messenger RNA. The record is from the annotation of a GenBank genome assembly. Lineage: Eukaryota; Viridiplantae; Streptophyta; Magnoliopsida; Solanales; Convolvulaceae.
ACAUUUUUCCCAUCUUCUCCAUCCAAAAUGGAGUAAGUACAGUACAAAACCUCCAUAUUAUCCUUGCCUGAGAAAACAACCGCCAGCUCCAAUGGCUGCAGAUCUUCAACGCCUUCUUAGCUCCCUCACUCUCAUCUUACUCCUCUUUCCUACGGCCACCAGCUCCCCCACCAUUUCUCCGGCUAGCGCACCCUCUUCCGCCGUCGAACCACCGCCGCCGGUGAUCUCCACCUCCACCUCCACCCUCGACCCGAAGCAGCUGAGAGCUCUCCAAUCGCUGAAUAUCCCCACCGGAAAGGACCCGUGCUCUCCCCUCCACAGCUCCGCCACCGUCUGCGACGGCUCCGACCCCUUCCGCCACCUGAUCUCCCUCAAGCUCUCGAAUUGCUCCGACGAUGUCGCAUUGUCCCUCACCGCCCUCAAGUCCCUCUCCACCCUGACGGAUUUGGAGUUCGUCGACUGCCCCAUCUCCCCCAUCCGCUUCCCCUCCGAGCUCGCCUCCAAUCUCCGCUCCUUCACCGCCGUCAACAGCCUCAAGAAGCUCACCGGAGUCUGGCUCGGCCGCCUCCAGAGUCUCUCCGAAUUGAACGUCUCUAGGGUUCCGAUCAAAGCCAGCGGCCCUUUCGUCAUCCUCAAUAGCAUCAAAAAUCUGAAAUCCCUCACGAUUUCUCAGGCGAAUCUCACCGGAUUUCUUCCCAGACAUUGGAACCCUAAUCUCACUUACAUCGAUCUGUCCGGAAAUAGCCUCAGAGGAAGAAUACCUUCAUCCCUAACUGAGCUCGAAAACCUAGAAAUUUUAAAUCUCUCCUCAAAUUCACUCAAUGGAACAAUCCCGACUUCAUUCGGGGACUUGAAUUCGCUCAAGAACGUGUCUCUGUCUUCGAAUUCACUCUCGGGCCCUAUUCCAGAUUCAUUAGCAGCAAUCCCGGAACUCGUUCAUCUCGAUCUCGGCUCCAACCAGCUCAACGGAACCAUCCCCAAGUUCAUAUCUGAGAUGAAGGGUCUGAAAUUCUUGAAUCUUGAGAACAACAACUUCCAGGGGAUUUUCCCAUUCAAUGCCUCAUUCAUCAAGAGAUUAUCUGUUCUUAAGAUCGGCGAGAAUUCGAACCUUUGUUACAACCACACUACAUUGAUGUCCUCUAAGCUGAAGCUCGGGAUUGCCCCCUGCGAUAAGCAUGGCUUGCCCAUGUCCCCUCCUUCGAGCUCCAUUACUAGUGGCAGCAGUGACGAUGAUGGUGAUGGUAAUGGCGAUGAUGAUGAUGACAAUGAUGAUGGUGACGAACCUCGCCACCAUAGCCAUGGUCCAAGUAAGCUCUUUAUCGGUUUUGCAAUCUUCUUAUCGGCGAUUCUUUUCGUGAUAGUUUUCAUGAUCCUGUGUCUGUGCAGAGGAGGCUGUAAAUGAGUUUGAAUCAAUUGCUUGUUUCAUUUAGUUUAUUAGGAUAUUCUUCAUUGUUAUUGUCAACUAAGAUUUGUUUGUAUCAAUUACACGUUUUUACGCUCUUUCCGCGAGACGGGCGCUGUUGUAUUUUUAUUCAAAGUAUGUAAAUUUAUGUUUUAACUAUCUUAUGGUUUGUCGAUAUAUUGAAGCUUUUUCCCUGAUUUCAUCAUUUUGAUUCAUGUUUUUUCUUCUUCUUGAUAGGAAUUAAAUUAUCCCAUGCUUU